This is a messenger RNA of Symbiodinium necroappetens, 1394 nucleotides long. The record is from the annotation of a GenBank genome assembly. Lineage: Eukaryota; Dinophyceae; Suessiales; Symbiodiniaceae.
GCCUCCCACCUCCCGGAUGACGCACACCCGGCAGAUAUGACACCCACCAGAUGCCCUGACCCAACAUUGGGAGAAGGGCGCGAUGCGUCCGACCUGCUGAACCUAGGUGGGACGGACCUAAUUGGAUUGCAGGAGCUUGGGGGCUGCUUGGACAUCCCCGCGGGCAGAUGGGACACCAAGACGGCGUUCCUUCAAGGACAGGAGUACUCCUUUGUGAUUGCCAUGAGGGAGAUCCUCGAAGGCACCAGGUAUCACGAUAACAUUUUCAUUCUGAGUGACUUGAAUUACGAAUUAGUAGACCUCACAUCGGAGAUGGCGGAUGAGCGAAGCGCUCUCCUUAACCUUUUCAUUCGUGACGUGGGCCUUAGUUUCACUAAACCUUGCAUGUACACGUGGAGUAACACGAGAGGGGCCUCCUCGCGCAUCGACUACAUCCUUUAUCGGACUCCGCACCAGACCACUCUAGAUGAACAGGUGGUGCCGGAGUCGGAUGUUCUUAUAGGCUCGGAUCAUAGGCUCUGCACUCUCUGCGUGUCGACAGGAGCAGGUAUCAAGCGACGUAGACAAAAAAGAACCAAGUGUGGAAAGUGGAUUGUGGACUACACUAAGGCGGUCCCAGCACUCAACAGGCUGGCUGAGGCCGCCGACAUCCGUGAACAGGACCUUCACGAGAAGGACUUCGUGGAAGUGGCGGCGCGGUCGUGCCACAGACCCAGAGGGCUACGCUUCAAGGACCCCCCCGAGGUAACAGAUCUCAUUAGGGAUCGGCGGGCGGCCACGGACCCCCUACAGAAACGCCAACUGGGGAGAGAAGUUAUGGUCAGGAGAGCUGAGUGUAAGAAAGAGUGGCGAACUAAGCUCCUUGACAGGGCAGCUGCAGGUGAUUAUCAGGUCAUCAGUUACUUCAAGCGAAAACAAGGAGUUAAUUGCUCCCAACUAGAGUACUGCCAACGAUGUGGAGGGACUGGGCCAGCUGUUGGGGGCCUGAAAAGCUUCUACAAGCAGAAGUAUGAGCCGCCCGAGCCGCAAAUCCACGAUGCGUUGGGGGUGUACUGCGCACUGGUUGGGAAGGACGUGCCGGCGCCGGCCCUGGUCACUAAGGAGGAGCUGGAAGAAGUCUUGUUGCAUACUAAGAGCCGCAAAAGUUGCGGUAGGGACGGGGCCCCAUAUGAGUUCUGGUGUGCGGUUUUGCAAUCUGACGCUGCGGACCACCUCGUAGAAUUCGUGAACGACUUGCUCCUUGGAAAUAUCGCAUUUCCCCAAGAGUGGACGACGUCACAAAUCGUCCUGUUAGCCAAGACAAAAGAGCCUGCAGUCCCCAAAGAUUUUCGUCCCAUUGUUCUGGCAGCCACGCUGAGCAAGUUGGUGACCAAGGCUUUACUGGUCCGACUCAG